AAUUCAGGAUGGGCUUUUUCUACCGCCUCCUGUACUGGAAUUCAUCAGUCGCCCAUUGCUAUCUCACAUCUGGAUUUGUGUGCUGAAAGACAUCAAAUGUAGGCGAAAUGAAGGACGAGAAAAACACGCGGUUGCCCCCGAGUGCCGAGACGGAGCAUAAAAAUGCAGCUGAUGUGGAGGUUGGCCGGGCGGGCAGCGGAUCAGCGCUGAACCCGGUGCUCCAUGAAGCGGGAUCAGACCGAGCCUCCGCGCCGACAGCCCGAGCAGGGACGGGAAUACGCGUUUUGAAGCGUAACAUGAAGAGGAAUGGCAGCCGAGGCUGUGUGACCCGGAAGACACGUUUUGGCUCUCGCGAGCGUGACUGGCUGAAGGGUGAUGCUCAGCGAGGCUGUGUGUGUCUAUACGGGGCCUCGGAGUCUCAGCCUCCUGCAUCGGGUCCCCAGACCACCUCCACCACCCAGCCGGACCUGAAACUGGUGCUCUGCUCGACCAACACCACUGUUGAGGAGCUCUGCGCUCAAAGAGAUGUUCAGGGUCUCUACUUGCAGCUGCACGGAGACUUAAUCAGGAGGCUGGACCCCUCCGAGCAUCCUCUUCAGAUGGUCUAUGACUACCUGACUGCUAUGGGCUACGAAGACCCGCUCCGUGUACAACAGGAAGCAGCCAACUCAGACCUCAGCUGCAUGAUACGAUUUUACAGUGAGAAACCAGUUAACGCUGACCAGCAGGAGCGGACUCUUCUGAAGGGUGUGUUCAGUGUCAGGAAGGGGAAGACACAGCUCCAUAAAUGGGCAGAACGGCAGGUCAUCCUGUGUGGGACAUCUCUUAUCGUGGCCUCUGUCAAGGACAGUCUGACCGGCAAGAUGCACAUUCUGCCCCUGGUCGGGGGAAAGGUCGAGGAGGUGAAGAGGAGGCAGCACUGUCUAAUGUUCAGCUCCGCUGGCCCGCAGGCCCAGACCUACUACGUUAAUUUUGACACACUGGCCGACUACCAGCGCUGGCAUCGGCAAGCUUCAAAAGUGGUGUCUCAGACGAUAAGCCUGGUGGAUUUAUCCUGCUACAGUCUGGAGGAAAUGCCAGAGUAUCUCUUCUACUGCCAGGACAUCACACACCUCAACCUACGCAACAACUUCAUGAGGCUGCAUGGUCCUGGAGGACUCGUCAACUUCAACAGAUUUGCACAGCUAAGGAGCUUAAAUCUUUCUCACAAUGGGCUGGGUGUGUUUCCGGAGUCAGUGUGUGAGAUCCAGACCUUGACGGAGCUCUAUCUCUCCUGCAACGGUCUCAGUGCCAUCCCCGCCCGCAUUGGCAAUCUCCAGAGCUUACAGACUCUGUCUCUGGAUGGAAAUCAGUUAGAUUCUCUACCAGAGGAGCUGGGCAACCUCGUGCAGCUCUGCAGCUUGGGACUUUCUUUCAACGAUUUCCCUAACAUACCCAGCGUGGUGGAGAAGCUCUGUGCCCUGGACAAGCUUGCGAUGGCUGGUAACAGGGUGGAGACCCUAGGUCUGUGCAUCCUGCUUCGAAUGACUCACAUUAAGAGUAUUGAUUUACGGUUAAAUGGCCUCUGCUGUGUUAAAAGUGAAACUCUGGAGCCCAUAAAACAUCUAACCCAGCUUGACUUGAGAGACAACCAACUGACUUCUCUGGACCUGAGCUCGGCCUGCAGUCUGGAGACCCUGCAGUGCCAGCGAAACCAACUCGGAGCCCUCACACUCAGUGGCUUCACUCUACGCACACUCCACACCAAUAACAACCGUCUGACCACAGUGAACAUCUACCCUGUUCCCAACCAUCUAACACAUAUGGACCUAUCAAGGAAUCUUCUGGAAUACCUUCCGGACUGGGUGUGUGACAGCAGGAAGAUUGAAGUGCUGGACAUCUCCCAUAAUUUGCUGUCUGAGCUCCCAGCCAGACUACUUAGCAGCCUGAGUCUCCGUAAACUGCUUGCUGGCAACAACCGAUUGGAGAGACUUCCUGACCUGCUCGACCACAUCCCGUUGGAAACACUCGACCUGCAGCACAACAAGUUGAAAGAACUGCCAGAGAGCUUCUUCUACAAGGCCUUAAAUUUAAAGUAUCUGAAUGUGUCCGCCAAUGCACUGGUGACAAUCCCGCCAAGCAGCCAAUCGGAGGAGAGCCUCAGCACCCUGCAGGAGCUCUAUCUCACAGGAAAUAACCUGAAUGAAAACUGCGCUGCUCUACUGGUGGGGCACCAGAACCUGCGGGUCUUGCAUAUGGCUUAUAACCAACUGCUCUCGUUCCCUGCUAGCAAACUCAGUAAACUGGAGGUUUUGGAGGAGUUGAAUCUGAGUGGGAACAAGCUGAAAAUGAUCCCCUCCACUGUGUCCAGCUGUAAGAGACUUCACACCCUCACUGCCCACUCCAACCAUAUCAGUGUGUUCCCUGAGGUCCUCAGCCUGCCUGAGAUCAAGCUAGUGGAUGUGAGCUGUAAUGAGCUGACAGAAAUCCUGUUGCCAGACUCUCUGCCCUCCACACUGCAAGAGCUGGACCUUACCGGCAACAGCAGCCUCAUACUGGAGCAUAAAACCCUCAACCUCUUCAGUCACAUAAGUACUUUGAAGCUGGACCAGAAGCCGGCUGUGACCGCAGGAGAUACUCAGGGCUCAUCCACCCUCUGGGAUCAUGGCUACGCUGAGAUGUGUGGUCAAAGAAACAAGUUGUGUGUGUCUGUGCUGGCUGUAGAUCGCUUUGGGGACAGUCCAGAGGCUGCUUACGGGAUUUUUGAUGGGGACCGUAAUGAGGAAGUUUCCAGGCUUCUGCAGUGCACCAUGGGAGAUGUAUUGGCAGAGGAGAUACAGCACUCCAAUUUGGACAGUGUGUACAUGUGCAACACUUUCCUAACCUCUCAUAGGAAACUUGGUAUGGCAGGCCAGAAGCUUGGUGCUUCUGCUCUACUUUGUUACAUCCAUCACGAGUCUUUUGAGUCGGGUAGCUACUUCAGCCUCACUGUGGCCAAUGUGGGGACCUGCCAGGCUGUGCUGUGUCGUGAUGGGCAACCUCUUGCCCUCUCAAAGGUUUUCAGCCUAGAACAGAGUGCUGAGGAGAUGGAGCGUGUUAAACUGGCUAAAGCUAUCAUCACUGAGGACAACAAGGUGAGUGGGGUGACAUGCUGUUCGCGGUUACUUGGCUGUUCAUACCUGUUUCCUUGGGUGCUUCCCAAACCCUGGGUGCACACUGAGCCUCUGUGUUCCCAGGAUGAGUUCCUGAUCCUUGGAAACAAAGCACUCUUCCAGAAGAUCUCAUACCAGGAGGCAGUAAGCACUGUUCUUGCCGUCAGAGACCCCCGCGCUGCUGCCAAAAAGCUUGGCACGCUGGCACAGAGCUAUGGGUGUCGGGAUAAUGUUGGAGCUGUAGUAGUAGCUUUGCAUAUCGGGGAAGACAGCUGUACAUGCGAGCCUCCUCUCUUGACCACAGAUAACCGAGGACCGCCUGCUCCGACACCUUUACCAUUCUCCGUGUCCCCUGGCGACCCAGCCACCCCAUCAUCCAGCAGUGGCAUUGCCUCGGAGUUCAACAGCGAGAUGUCGGCCUCGGAAGUGGGUAGCGAGGCUGGGUCUACGGCCUCGGACGAGCACCCCUCUUCAGGGCCAAAUGCUCGUCCAGAACGUCGUUGUAGUCUGCACCCUGUUACGUUGUGUAACACGGGGCCACUGACGAGCCUAGGACCUGGGACGCACACAGCUCUGUUUCAACGCCAACCUUCCAGUGCCACAUUCUCUAGCAACCAGUCUGACAAUGGGCUGGACAGUGAUGACGAGGCUCCCCUAGAGGGCGUCAUCUCAAAUGGGAGUAAGCUCGAAGUGGAGGUGGAUAUUCAUUGUUGUGCUUUCCAGCUGCGCUCUGGACCACCUGAAAGCCCUAAAGAUCUGGACGGCCGUUAUGACUCGCGGGGCUCAGACUAUCCCAACAGCAAAAUGCGGCGACAAAACAGUGUGGUGGUUUCGGCCACCAACGGGUGCCUGUUGGCUGUGUGUGGGCGAGAAAUCUCUGAUCUGAAGAAGUCCCCAUCCACCUCCAGCCUCUUUGGAAAGAAGCUCUCCAAUGGCUCCGUAGUAGCUCUGGAGGAAAGCCACAACAUCAUUGAAGUUGCACUUGAGGCGCCCAAAAAGAAAUCUGGAUAUUUUGCCGCACCAGCCCAGCAAGACCCGGAAGACCAGUUCAUUAUACCGCCUAGUCUGGAACAGGAUGUUAGAGAGCAGCUAAAAGGCCAGAGCCCUGUAGUUCCAGGGCCACCACCUCCUUCAACACCUCCCUCAGCAAGAGAACCAAACUGGGACCACCCUAACCCAGUCCUUCCUGGUCUCCACCUCACCACCGUCCUGCCACAGGAUGUAUAUGACACGGCUCUCUAGUUGGUGCUUGAAGACAGCGCCAUCAGAGCAUCUUCGCAUCGUAGUGCCACAUCAAAGAGGCUAGCACGCUCUUCCUGCCUUUAUUAUAUUCUAGUUCUUCUUUAGCGUUGUCAUCAUGCGUGGUUUCCCUGCAUGUGCAUUUCUGUGCUGAUAUGUGGGUUGCAGACUGGAAAUGGGCACAUGUUUCAGGACCAAUGAAAUCUUUAAAAUUGAGGUCUUGAAAUACAUGAGCUAUUCCUGGCCAAUAACCACAGCAUGGAGCUGGAGUACCUCAUACAUCACUAUGCGCAAUCUCAUUUUCGACAUUUGCCCUUCAUAUCAAAGUUCGCUGGCUAAAAUAGGCUUCAAAGAUCACAUUUGCCUUCUGGCAGAACGAUACGAGCUAAACUAAGACCAAAAGAUGAGAAAAGUGCCUCUUGAAGAUGGUUGAGGUUCUCUGAACCUUUACUGAUCUGGUGUAUGUGCAGUAUCUUUCUCCUACCUUCCAAAAUUCUGUUUAGUCAGUGGUGUUUAGCACUUGUGAAGUCCGUGAGGAAUUCAGUGGUUCAAACGGAUCACUUUCCCAUCUGACCUGCUGGAAACAUCCAACGCUCCAUUAAUGGAAAAGAGAGGUCAUGGUGGAAAGAUGUUUUGUUGGAAAAAAAAAAACAACAACAGAGCUUUCUUCACCUCCCCUGAUAUCCACUUGCCUGCAUACAGUAUCUCCCAGACAAAGCCAUGGGGUUUUUGAGAGAAUAACGCCACCUCUCUGGAACCCUCUGCACAAUAGAAGCAAACAAUGAACCCAUAGCAUUCAAACCCUGACAGAUCUAUCGUAAAGAGAGGAGUGAUGGAUGUCAGAGUGAGAGAGAAAACACCCUCCAUUUCCUGUUCUUAGUACAUCCAAUGCACAGUUGAAGUAUUUUCACACCUCUUGUUCAUUUGGGGGACUGGAAAAGACCUCACAACCUUGUCUGAAACCAUAACUUGAGCUGUCUCGGGUUGUUUAGAGUACUUGAAGUUUCGAGUGUGCCAUGACAACAUGACAGAGCCCAUGCUCUAAUGCAUUGGGCCGUGAAUAUGUCAUUGGGUCUUUGCGGUAGUAUGACAGAGUUGUGCUGUUGAUGUGAGUGAGGUUGGGAUAUUUUCUCAUUAUAUAGGAAAAAAGUGAACUGCUAAUAUGAUGACAUUAAAUGUAUUUUUAGCAUUAAGAGGUACAGGGCAUAUGAUAUGACAGUAUGGAUUGUGCAGUGUGUGUGUGUGUGUGUGUGUGUGUGUGUGUGUGUGUGUGUGCGCGCGCGCGCAUGUGUGUGAGAUUUAUUUUAGUCAUGUAUGGACCGUAUAAGGAAGAAAUAGAAGAUAAUUGCUUGCUGGGUCAUUUGAGUGUUUCAUUGCCACAAUCACAGCAUCAGGGAAUUCUGUGCAGUAAAACACUGUGCUCAUGGUGUGAGGAGACAUCUAGUGGUGUUUAUUGGAAACAACAGUGUUGUUUUUAGGCUUGAAAGGUUUUUUUCCCUGUAUCUAGCACAUUGUGUAUAAUGAUUAAGUUCUGUUCAUGCAGACCAUUAUUAUGCUACAUUUCAGAUGUUUUUUUAAGGACAUAUUUAUGGUAACACUUUACAAUAAGGUUGUACCUGUAUUCAUUAACACUAGUUUACUACAUCAGUUAAAAUGAUCUAACAAUAAACAAUACUUUUACAGCACUUAAUAAUAUUGGUUAAUGUUAAUUUCAACAUACAUAUCUACAAUUAAAAGUUGUAUAUAUUAACAUGAAUUAAUGUUUCAUGAACAAACAUGAACUAACA
Myxocyprinus asiaticus (Chinese sucker) is the source of this 6157-nucleotide messenger RNA. RefSeq names its product PH domain leucine-rich repeat-containing protein phosphatase 2-like. The record is from RefSeq and is a predicted model, not a curated record. Bases 108 to 4373 code for a protein of 1421 amino acids. Gene Ontology annotation, molecular function: protein binding. The transcript is spliced from 19 exons. NCBI's taxonomy places the organism in Eukaryota, Metazoa, Chordata, Actinopteri, Cypriniformes, Catostomidae.